AUGGGCGUGUGGUUUUCGUCCCUGCUGUCGAUGUUCCGGGACAAGGAGGCGCGGAUCCUCGUCCUCGGGCUCGACAACGCGGGCAAAACCACGAUCCUGUACCGCAUGCAGGUCGGAGAGGUUGUCUCCACCAUCCCAACCAUCGGGUUCAACGUGGAGACCGUGACGUACAAGAACAUCAAGUUCUCGGUGUGGGACCUCGGCGGGCAGACGAGCAUUCGGCCGUAUUGGCGGUGCUAUUACCCAAACACUCAAGCCAUCAUAUUCGUCGUGGAUUCGACGGACGUCGAGCGGCUCCCGACGUCGCGCGAGGAGCUCCACGCGAUCCUGGACGAGGAGGAGCUGCGCAGCGCCCUCAUCCUCGUCCUUGCGAACAAGCAGGACCUGCCGGGGGCGCUGUCGGAUGCGCAGGUGGCGGAGGGGCUCGGGCUCGGGGACGUGCGGAGCCGGGAGUGGGCGAUCUUCAAGACGUCGGCGAUCCGCGGGCAGGGGAUCUUCGAGGGCAUGGACUGGCUCGCGGCGACGCUCAAGAGCCGGUGA
This is a messenger RNA of Pedinophyceae sp. YPF-701, 540 nucleotides long. The record is from the annotation of a GenBank genome assembly. NCBI's taxonomy places the organism in Eukaryota, Viridiplantae, Chlorophyta, Pedinophyceae.